Neopsephotus bourkii (Bourke's parrot) is the source of this 1975-nucleotide messenger RNA. RefSeq names its product hydroxysteroid 17-beta dehydrogenase 7 (gene HSD17B7). Gene Ontology annotation, cellular component: endoplasmic reticulum membrane. Gene Ontology annotation, biological process: cholesterol biosynthetic process. The record is from RefSeq and is a predicted model, not a curated record. The coding region runs from base 123 to 1121 and encodes 332 amino acids. The transcript is spliced from 9 exons. Gene Ontology annotation, molecular function: 5-alpha-androstane-3-beta,17-beta-diol dehydrogenase (NADP+) activity; estradiol 17-beta-dehydrogenase [NAD(P)+] activity; 3-beta-hydroxysteroid 3-dehydrogenase (NADP+) activity. NCBI's taxonomy places the organism in Eukaryota, Metazoa, Chordata, Aves, Psittaciformes, Psittacidae.
GCUGGCCCCGCCCCCUUGCCGCGUACCGAUUGGCGGGAAAGGCGGAGCGAGGCGGGGCGUCACGGGCGGGCAGCGUUUAAAGCGCAGGGGGGCGGCGGUGGGACCAGCUACGGGAGGGCGCGAUGGAGCGGGUGGUGCUGGUGACCGGUGCCAGCAGCGGCGUGGGGUUGGCGUUGUGCCGGCGGCUGCUGGAAGAGGAUGGCCGUAUCCAUCUCUGUAUCGCCUGCCGCAACUCCCAGAAGAGCGAAACCACGCGAGACCUCAUCCUGGAAACCCACCCCGCCGCUCAGGUUUCCACCGUGGAAGUGGACCUGGGUAGCCUGGCUUCCGUGCUGCGUGUUGCCCGUGAGCUCCGCUGCAGGUUUCAGCGGCUGGACUUCGUCUACCUCAAUGCUGGGAUAAUGCCCAAUCCACAUGUGAACUUCAAGGCACUCUGGCAUGGUCUCCUUACCGGGAAGUUACUUCACAUGCUGACCACUGCAGAAGGUGUAAUGACCCAGACGGACAGGCUGAAUGGAGAUGGACUUCAGGAGGUGUUUGCCACCAACCUCUUUGGACACUUUAUUCUGGUUCGUCAACUUGAGUCUCUACUCUGUGGUAACGAAAAGCCUUCACGACUCAUCUGGACCUCUUCCAGCAAUGCUAGAGAGUCUGCCUUCAGCCUCUCUGACUAUCAGCAUGCCAAGGGGCAGGAAUCAUACAGUUCCUCCAAAUAUGCUACUGACCUGACAAGUGUGGUUCUGAACAGGAAAUUUAAUAAGCAGGGUCUGUAUUCCAGUGUUGUUUGUCCUGGUCUUGUUAUGUCUAACAUGACCUACAGAAUUUUACCAGUUUUUCUGUGGAAGCUGCUAAUGCCCAUCAUGUGGUUGAUCCGCUUUUUUGCCAAAACUUACACUUUGACUCCGCAUAAUGGAGCAGAAGCUCAUGUGUGGCUCUUCAAACAGAAGCCAGAGCACCUGGACGCACUUGUCAAGUACCACAGCUGUACUUCCGGACUGGGCAAGAGCUAUGUGGAGCCCAGAAAGUUUGAUGUCGAUGAAGAAACUGCUGAGAAACUGUAUGGAAAGCUCUUGGAACUGGAGAAGCAGACUCUAGAGAAAUACAGUGAUCUCCUGGAUUAAUUAAAGCCAAUUUAAGUGGAAUAACAGUCUCAGAUGGGUAAUAUGGGCUUUCUUCAUUCUGGUGCUGCUUGUGUUGCCUGCUGUUUGCAGGCAUGUGGCUUCAGACCCCAUCUUCCUUCUCAACAGAAGAUGAACAAUUCCUGAAAAUGGGAAUGUGAAAACUGAAGAGCAAAACUUAAAUCUUUUUGGUAUGGGAUUUUUUUCUAGUAUAAAACUGGAGACCUAGAGUAGGUGGAGACUGUCUUAACAUGGUUGCAAAGAAGUGUCUUGCAAAAGCAUGCCUUCACUGUGCACAGUUUGGGAACAACCUCAAGACAUGUGGUUUAAACCUAUCUUAGCACAUGAAAAGCAGCAGUCUGGGGCUCUGUCCUCUUUUGGCUCUACACGCAUUACCGAUGUCUGAUCCUGAAGUACUUGAAGGCUCAUCUUCAGAAGAACUCCUUUUACACUUGUACACCAAACCUGGGGCCAGCUUUCCAGGUGUGCUCACCAAGAUUGAACCUUAUGGAAGUCAGGCUCUGUACAUCCUGUGAAGCCAAGCUCCUGAAGAACUGUCCUGAGAAGAGCACCACUUGCCUCAGCUGUGAGGAUAGAUGCCUUGCUCCCCCCAGGUGUGGGGCUGUAAAGGUUCUAACCACAACUGACUGCAGAAACUGAAGCUGUUGAUGUUAACCUGUGCUCAGGGCUGGUCUGGUCUGUUUGUAGCAAGAGUGAGAGGUUACCAUGUUAUUUUACAUGUUUAACUCUUUUAAUAGAAAUUUAUUGUACCAAGUAUUCUUCCUGUUGCCUAUUCUGGGGAGCUUCAAGUACCUGGUGUACUUCAAAUUCUGCAAUGAAUAAAUUAUUGGAACUGA